CGUGGCGAUUGCCGCUCAAUUUAAAGCCAUCGGGAGGCAGAGGAGAGAGGAAAUUUACCUACCUGGCAAGCCUGCAAACACACAUACACACAGUUUCAGAGCUCUCUCUCUCUCCCUCUCUCUCUCUCUCUCUCACACACACUCUCUCACAUGCUCCCUUCUCUCUCUCUCUCUGACUGAAACGAUAACUGAGAGAGCACUGGCACAUGCAACAGGGUGCGGGAGACAAACUCAUCUCGUCUUUUCCCCCCUUUUCUCAAGAAGAGGAGGACAAUGAAGAGAGGAAGAAGAAGCGAGAGCGGGAUGCUCUAACACCCCAAGCCAGUUUCGGAAAAAGAAUUAACAGUUAAAGGUGUUAAACCGCUUUUCAAACAAAUUUCCAGGUUCCGGUUCAAACGGCAGCCCGCUGUUCAAGGCCAUGACCAAGCGCAAGUGGGAAGGGAGACGAGAGGGCUUCAGGGUGAACACCACCCGCGAGGAGACGCAAGGUCCGGGCCGCCCCACCAGCAGGGGGCGCUUCUCUGAGUCCUGGAAGAGGUUGAGCUCCAGACAGGGGUCCACCAAGAGGUCAGGACUGGCAGCACAGCAAGCAGCGGCUCAGAAAUCGUGGAUCGAGCGAGCCUUCAGCAAGAGAGAAUGCGUGCACAUCAUCGUCAGUGCCAAAGACCCCCAUAGGUGCUGUUGUGGCCGUCUCAUUGGCCAGCACGUGGGCCUGCCCCCCAGCAUUUCCUCCAAUCAGAAUGACAGAUCGGAGCGUGCGCUGAAGAGUGACAGCCUGCCUGAAAAAUGGUCCAUCAGCAAACACACACAGCUGAGUCCCACCGACGCAUUCGGCACCAUCGAGUUCCAGGGAGGAGGCCACUCCAACAAAGCCAUGUACGUGCGGGUGUCAUAUGACACCAAAGCUGACCUGCUGCUGCACCUCAUGACUAAAGAGUGGCAGCUGGAGCUUCCCAAACUGCUCAUCUCUGUACACGGGGGUUUGCAGAACUUUGAGCUGCAGCCCAAACUCAAGCAGGUGUUCGGUAAGGGCUUGAUCAAAGCCGCCAUGACUACCGGAGCCUGGAUCUUCACCGGCGGAGUCAACACUGGGGUUAUCAGACAUGUAGGUGAUGCUCUGAAAGACCACGCCUCCAAAUCCAGGGGGAAAAUCUGCACCAUCGGCAUUGCCCCCUGGGGCAUAGUGGAAAACCAGGAGGAUCUUGUGGGCAAAGACGUGGUGCGGCCAUACCAGACCAUGUCGAAUCCUCUGAGUAAGCUGACUGUCCUGAACAGCCUGCACUCGCACUUCAUCCUAGCUGACAACGGCACCACGGGCAAGUACGGUGCCGAGGUUAAGCUUCGCCGCCAGCUGGAGAAACACAUCUCUCUGCAGAAGAUCAACACACGGAUCGGACAGGGGGUACCUGUGGUGGCGCUGAUUGUCGAGGGUGGCCCUAACGUGAUCUCUAUCGUGCUGGAGUACCUGAGAGACACGCCGCCUGUCCCUGUGGUGGUAUGUGAUGGCAGCGGCCGAGCAUCUGACAUCCUGGCAUUUGGCCACAAGUACUCAGAGGAGGGAGGGCUGAUAAACGAGUCUCUGCGGGACCAGCUGCUCGUCACCAUCCAGAAGACGUUCACGUACAGCCGCACACAGGCUCAGCACCUCUUCAUCAUCCUCAUGGAGUGUAUGAAGAAGAAAGAGCUGAUCACAGUGUUUCGAAUGGGUUCAGAGGGACACCAGGACAUUGACUUGGCAAUCCUCACUGCUUUACUGAAAGGUGCCAAUGCUUCAGCUCCUGACCAGCUGAGCCUGGCAUUGGCCUGGAACCGUGUGGACAUUGCCCGUAGCCAGAUAUUCAUCUAUGGACAGCAGUGGCCUGUGGGUUCUCUUGAGCAGGCCAUGCUGGAUGCCCUGGUUCUGGACCGUGUAGACUUUGUGAAGCUGCUGAUUGAGAAUGGUGUGAGCAUGCACCGGUUCCUCACACUCUCCCGGCUAGAAGAACUCUAUAACACGAGGCAUGGACCAUCCAACACAUUGUAUCAUCUUGUCAGAGAUGUAAAAAAGCAAGAAUAUCCAGGGUUCAGUUGGAUCUACCUCAAGGGCAACCUGCCACCUGACUAUCGCAUCAGCCUGAUUGACAUCGGAUUAGUUAUUGAAUACCUAAUGGGCGGGGCCUAUCGAUGCAACUACACACGGAAAAGAUUCCGGACGCUCUACCAUAACUUGUUUGGGCCUAAGAGGCCAAAGGCGCUGAAGCUGCUUGGAAUGGAGGAUGACAUGCCAAUCCGACGAGGGCGGCAGAAGACAACGAGGAAAAGAGAGGAGGAGGUUGAUAUUGAUCUGGAUGACCCUGAAAUCAACCACUUCCCAUUCCCCUUCCAUGAGCUGAUGGUGUGGGCAGUGCUGAUGAAGAGGCAGAAAAUGGCACUGUUCUUCUGGCAGCAUGGCGAGGAGGCCAUGGCCAAAGCCUUGGUGGCAUGCAAGCUGUGCAAGGCCAUGGCUCAUGAAGCCUCUGAGAAUGACAUGGUCGAUGACAUCUCUCAGGAGCUCAACCAUAACUCCAGGGAGUUUGGCCAGCUGGCAGUGGAGCUCCUGGACCAGUCCUACAAGCAGGAUGAGCAGAUGGCCAUGAAGCUACUUACCUAUGAGUUGAAAAACUGGAGCAAUGCCACCUGUUUGCAGCUGGCUGUAGCCGCCAAGCAUCGCGACUUCAUUGCUCAUACCUGCAGCCAGAUGUUGCUCACUGACAUGUGGAUGGGGCGGCUUCGCAUGCGCAAGAACUCUGGCCUCAAGGUGAUCCUGGGCCUACUACUGCCUCCCUCCAUCCUGAGUCUGGAGUUUAAGAACAAAGAUGAGAUGUCAUACAUGCCUCAGGAACAGGAGGCCUACCUGCAGGAGAAGGAUUCGGAUGAGGCUGACAAGCCAGCCAAGGACAAGGAAGAGGAGGACAUGGAGUUCACCGUAAGAGCAUACUGUGAGGCGCAGUACAACUCCGUGGCUAUGUUGGGAAAUGUGAGCUCAGAAGUUUCUCGGAAGAAGGAAGUGGAGGAAGCCCAGAACCGCCAUCGCCUAAUUCCAGUGGGCCGCAAGAUCUAUGAGUUUUACAACGCACCCAUUGUCAAGUUCUGGUUCCAUACGAUGGCCUAUGUGGGCUACCUAAUGCUCUUCAACUACAUUGUACUUGUUAAAAUGGAUCUCUGGCCUUCUCCUCAAGAAUGGAUCGUGAUUGCCUACAUUUUCACCAACGGCAUUGAGAAGAUGAGGGAGAUCCUGAUGUCAGAACCUGGCAAACUGCUGCAGAAAGUUAAAGUAUGGCUGCAGGAGUAUUGGAAUAUCACGGACCUCAUGGCUAUCCUUAUCUUCUCCAUUGGCAUGGUACUCCGUCUCCAGGAGCCACCACUUAUGAGCUACGGUCGGGUCAUCUACUGUGUUAACAUCAUCUACUGGUACAUCCGCCUACUUGACAUCUUCGGGGUAAACAAAUACCUCGGACCCUACGUAAUGAUGAUUGGAAAGAUGAUGAUUGACAUGAUGUAUUUUGUGAUCAUCAUGUUGGUGGUACUAAUGAGUUUCGGUGUGGCACGUCAAGCCAUCCUGAACCCUAAUGAGGAUCCAUCAUGGAUGCUCGCUCGCAACAUCUUUUUUAUGCCCUACUGGAUGAUCUAUGGCGAAGUAUUUGCUGACCAAAUUGACCAUGUGAAUAGUAGGAAGCUACAGAACAGGCUGAAUGAAAAACUCUGGCUGGUCGAAAAUUACGUUCGAACUCAAGGAAGUGGGCGUAACACUGGUCCAUCCCAUAUAGCACCAUGUGGGCAGAACAUCACCACAGAGGACGGUGCAAUUGUGCUCCAGCCCCCAUGUAAGACCGGCGCGUGGAUUGUCCCUGCAAUCAUGGCCUGCUACUUGCUGGUUGCCAACAUUCUUCUGGUCAAUCUUCUCAUUGCUGUCUUCAAUAAUACGUUCUUUGAGGUGAAGUCGAUCUCCAACCAGGUGUGGAAAUUUCAGCGUUAUCAACUAAUCAUGACAUUUCAUGAGCGCCCUGUUCUUCCUCCUCCCCUCAUCAUCUUCAGCCACAUGACCAUGGUCCUCAAGCAUCUGUGCUGUCGCUGGAGGAAGCAUGAUGAUGAUGAACGGGACUUUGGAUUAAAGCUCUUCAUCACUGAAGACGAGCUGAAAAAAGUCCAUGAUUUUGAAGAGCAGUGCAUCGAAGAAUACUUCAGAGAAAAGGAUGAUCGCUUCAACUCUUCCAACGAUGAAAGGAUCCGAGUAACAUCUGAAAGGGUGGAAAACAUGGCAAUGAGGCUGGAGGAGGUAAACGAACGAGAGCACUUCAUGAAGGCCUCAUUGCAGACAGUGGACAUUCGGCUGGCCCAGAUGGAGGAACUGAUCGGCCGUAUGGCCGUGGCUCUGGAGCGGGUUACAGGUGUAGAGCGGCCCGAGGUGAACAAGGCACGCUCAAGGACGUCAUCAGACUGCACUGACACUAAUUAUAUCCUACGUCAGAGCAGUUUCAACAGCCAGGAGGGCAACACCUACAGGCUGCAAGAGUCUAUGGAACAGGGUGGAGAGGAGUCCAUUUCUCCAACCUCACCCACUGCACUGGCACCACGAGUAAGGAGCCACUCCUUCUACAUGGGCCAUUCAUCCCGAGAUAGGUGUGGGACAGACCGAGUUGAGGGAUUCUUCAAGGAGCGCUCUUUGAGCUUACACCGUGCCAAUAGCUCACAGUCAGUUGCAUCAGGAGCUGCCGGAAAAGAGAGCAAACCUGCCCAACUAAAUACACUGUAUGUACAGCAGCAACAUCGACCCUCAUCUUGCAUUGAUAUAUAUGUGUCUACCACUGAGGAGGCACAGCCCCAAGAAAGCUUCCUGGAACCAAUUCGAAUUCCUCAGAGUAUUGCUCGAGAUUCAACCCCCCAUACAGAGAUCAUGGAGGCAGUGCUAUCCGGGGAACGGGACUACCAUUGUAGGGCAGGGGUUAGUGAACGACAGCCAGAUGGCACUGUCUUGUUUGAGGAUAGCGCUGCCGCUGACCUGUCACUGUGCACCACCCACCUACCACCAGAUGCCCUGCCCCCAUGGGACACAGAGCCAUCUCCUCCACCCUCUGCAGGCAUCCUUGAGCGGUCCAAGAGCAGCCGCUUUUUAUCAGCAGCUGGACCCUUGUUCUUGGAUGAGGCACCAAUGGUGAAGUCCCACAGCCUGAUGUUCAUGCCACGCACCUACUAUGGCGGCAUGGGCAUGCAAGUAAAGGCAGCUGAGUACACCAGCAUCACAGACUGCAUCGACACACGCUGUGUCUCAACAUCAUACCCAGUGCCCGAGCGCUCAGAUUCACCUGGGGGCUCAUUCACCUUUGAGAAGCCCCAGGAAUUGUGUGCCUCACACCCAGAGCGUGAUGCUGAGCUAAGCCAUGCUGAAUCUGACCCUGAGGAGCCCACUGAGGGCUCAGGUGAGACCAGCAAGCCCUGUUCCAGUGGAGGUGGUGGAAUGGGGGUUGAUUUGGCUCUGGGCUUAGCCCUGGGCCCCUUCUGUACUCCAGCCUCUAGACUGGAACGAGCCAAUAGUUGCUCCUCGUCAGAGGACUCCCAUUCCAAUGUCUAUGCCCGAAAGAGCUUCUCUAUCAGUGAACGCAUGGACAAGGGACGUGCCAGGAAUCCAUUCCAAAGGAGCAAGUCUGGUAUGAGGCCUGACAGCAAGACAGACACACUUUCCUUGAGGCGAAUGGCUAAGCCAUCAGCCUUCCAAAGCUUUGAUGGCAGGCACAACUAUACGUGAUGGUGGAGGAGAUUAAGGAGAAUUGGUGUACGACAUUGUGGAUCUACUGUAGUAUGCAUAGGAUGGAAAAGGAAUCUUAAAACUUAUUUGAUGUCCAAAGGUCCAUUAAGCAGUUAGCACUGUCUGGGUGAAUUAUGUGCUCUACAUUGUAAUGAUCUGUUCUGGAUAGUACUAGCACAUGGCGACACUUUUAGCACCAUAGUACAAAUCUGGAUUACAACAUUGCCAUUUGGCAAAAUUAGUCUGCAGCUCUUGAACUGGUAAAUCAUAAUGUUCAUUCUUUUCUGUGAGUUCAGGUGGAAAUAGAAUAGGGGAAUAUGUAUCCAAUGAGCAGACUUGAAAUAUAUAGACAGAGCGUAUUCCCAUUAAUAAGUAGGUUAGCAAGCCAAGUUUUAAACAUAUUGAGUUCCCUUCUCUCAACUUUAAUUAUUCCAAACCAUUUGUCUUAAUCAUUUGAGUUUGACUAUCCACGUUGUAAUGUGACCAACGUAGACAUCAUGAGUUUAAAUCCAAAUCAAAUAAAAACACAAAGGGAAAUAUUUUUAAGACAUUCAACAUUUGUUGUAUAUAAUUAGCCUCAUCUUUUAUCUUGGAGACACAGGCAUAGACAUACUUAUUAUACAGAAAAUUGCACAUAUAUUUUCUCAGAUGUCUAUUAUAGAUUUGAUCAUGCUUUGAUCAUGAAAAUAUACAUUUUAUUUCAACCCUUGAGACAUUUCUUCUCGGAUACCUAUAUGGUGCAACCAGUGCUUUCCCGCUUUUGUAGGAUUUGAAGGACCUACCCCUACUUCAUUUCAUAUACGCUAGUUAGUCCAAUGUAACAUGUCUAGCACAUGGGCCAGACAAACGCAGGGUACAUGUGCUAGAUAAUAUUAAAAUUGAUAUUUACAUGGUAGAUUAAAUUAAAACAGAUUUGACCUUCAUUCAGCACUAUUUUACAUCUCAAAUCAUUCAGACAACUAAUAAUAAUAUGACUCAUAAGUUGUGAUUUUCUCAACCUUGAUUUUUAAAGUGAGCUCAUGAAGAUCACCUGGAGAUUCAGUCAUGAGAGAACCAAGUAAUCACUACUUUUUUCACUACCAAGAUUAUUGAUGUAGACUUGCUAUGCAAGAGGCCAGGGCAGCAGAGGACAGGGUGGUUCUUAUGCACUUUAGAGCACGUGUUGAUUUCAGGUAUGCACGUCUGUGAGCACUGUAUUUCAAGCCAGCUGAGAGAUUUUAAUCAUAUUCAAAAUCACUAUACUGUACAAGUAUUAGGAUAAUUACAGUGUAUUACUACAUGUAUAUACAAAAUUUCACAAAUUAUUCUACAUAAUGAUUAAUUAUUUGUGUGAAUAAUUGAAAUGGGUUUUAGUUAACUGGAUCUGAAUAUCAGAGAUAUUAAUGUGUUGUCCUAUGAAAGAAGACAUUAUGUAAAGAAUUGUUUUAAUUCACAAUGAUGAACAUAUUAUUUCAGGAUCAAAAACGAAACACUAACACCCCCAAAACACUAACUAGAGGGAGAAUAGUGUAAAAAAAAAUUAAGAUUGCGAAGCAAUAAAAAAGAAAGAAAAUCCAUUAUAGAUUUACUAGUCAGCUGAAAUAAAAUGUUAAAGAGAUGAUAAGCUCAUCAGUGUCAUGUCCUCCUCUACCAUCAGCCUUGUUCUUCUGCCUUAUUCAUGUGCAAUAGCACCAAGAGAUUCUAACAUACAUUCUGUACUGCAGGGUUAAAAAGCAGUCAUGGGAGAUAAACAAAAGUGUAAAGGAAAUAAUGACUGCAGUCUGAAAAUACAAAUGUAUAUUCAUGUGCAGAUUCAGAUCACACUCAUCAACUUACAAAUCAUGCAUCACAUCACAUCCCUCUAUCACAACCUUUACAUACCAAACAAAGAAAGACAAAGCAGAAAUGACAGAACUAAAAGAUAUGUGAAAUCCUAUAUAUGUAUAUACAUUUGUCCACAAACAUUAGAAUUAUUACUGGACUGCUUCCACCAAAGCAAAGUGCAUUUUAUUUAGUACUUUGCCACUCUGCCUCUUUCUAACUCUACAGGAUAUGAUACAGUUGCAAGUCAGCUUUUAAAUGAGCUAAAUUGUAUGAGUGACAUGAAAAUGAUCAAUGAGAUACUGUGUGGCAAAAACAAUGAACAAGGCUACACCAACUACAAUAUACCUUGCAUAAUCAAUAGGAAACCAGGCACCAAAAUAAGCUUUUUUAUUUUUUAUUUUAUUUUUUUACCUUUUAUUCAAUUCUGAAGCCUUUUUGGUCAGCAUUCUCAUUACAGGUUAAUAGAUAUCAAAAGUAUUCAGAAAUUGUCUAGUAGGCAAAGAUUUCAUUGUCAUUUUGGACUUCUCCUAAUUAAAAUAUUACAGCAGCAAUUUCUGGCAGCAGUCACAAGUUGGCAAGGUAUCGUGGACAUAACACACCUACGUCCUCCAUUCUUAAUGCUGACGUUAAGUGUGAUUCACUCCGAAACAUGGUGUGGUGGCAUGGCACAGAGGGGCCUUUUUCCUGGGUCUAGACAUUUCAACUAAACAUAGUUGUGUAAUGUCCUAAAAUAUAAGUGAGCACCUGGUUGUUACAUGUAAAAGAUCUGUAUGUGUUCCAUAAAUGUUGCUGUGGUUGUUUAAAGGUUACUACAUUUAGCAAAAGGGAGCCAAACAGGGCGAAAGACUUGCACCGUGCCAAAACAAUGAGGAAACUUCAUGUAAAGUAUUUUCUUAAUAUUUUUUCCUAUACUGUAGCAUACUGGUUUGUGAGUUAUAAUUCCACAUUUCUGAGCCCCCUCCUUUUUAAUUUGUGAGCACUUGUAUGCUAAUGAGUCCAAGCACAUGUUUUUUCCGCAAUAAUAUUGUAAUUUUAUUCAAAGGGGUCAUAGUUAAUUUAGUGUCCUAAAAAAAUUAUUGCAUGUCGUUCUUCCACAAGGAUGUGAAAUGAAUUUUGGAAAAUGACAGAAAAUUGGUGAGGAUGAGACAAGUCCCAUCCUCCCACUGUAGUAGGCUAAGUAUUUGGAUGCAAAUACAAAGAUGUAUUCUGUAAUAUUCCUCAAUGUGAAUAGGAUGUUUGGCAUGUAUUAUUAAAUAAAUGAAUAUUUAAGUGAAUUAGGACUGGCUUUUUUUGUAUUUAGUAUAACAUAUGACACAAAAGCAUAGCUCAAUUAGACUGCGAGCCAGGACUUCUCGUCCAACAUCAGUGCCUGACCUCACAAAUGCACUUCUAGAGGAAUGGUCAAAAAUUCCCAUAAACACACUCCUAAACCUUGUGGAAAGCCUUCCCAGAAGUGUUAUAGCUGUUAUAGUUGCAAAGGGUGGGACAACUCCAUAUUACAUCCACGUGCAAGUAAAGACAGGCGUUUGACAAGACUUUGCCAAUAUAGUGUAUGUUAACUACAG
Messenger RNA from Hemibagrus wyckioides, 9129 nucleotides. RefSeq names its product transient receptor potential cation channel, subfamily M, member 3 (gene trpm3). Gene Ontology annotation, molecular function: monoatomic cation channel activity. The record is from RefSeq and is a predicted model, not a curated record. Lineage: Eukaryota; Metazoa; Chordata; Actinopteri; Siluriformes; Bagridae. The transcript has 27 exons. The coding region runs from base 419 to 5761 and encodes 1780 amino acids. Gene Ontology annotation, cellular component: membrane. Gene Ontology annotation, biological process: monoatomic cation transmembrane transport; protein tetramerization.